GGGAGGUGACGCGCCGCCGGCGAAGGCCGGGCUGGGGUGCUGGAAAGGAGCCGAGGCUCCAGGAAGCUGAGGCAGCGCUGCCGCCUCGCCGCCUCCACUCGGUGGCCGGGAUGCUGCUCGCCUGCGGCGUCCCGCUCCCGGGAACGCCGGCCUGCGGAGCAGGAGGGCUCUAACUCCUUGAGGACCUCAGCAUUGUUGACGUGAUUGUGUGUGAGAAGGACUGAGUACUACCUGGUCACUGACCUUUCAGUAUGGGGAGGUUUGGCGUCUCCUGUCUUUUUCCUGCUUCUUGGCAUUUUAGCAUUUCUCCAGUGGGGUGUCCUCGAAUUCUGAAUACCAAUUUACGCCAAAUUAUUGUCAUUAGCAUCCUGGCUGCUGCUAUUUCACUUUUAUGCUUUUCUGUUGUCAUAAUCCGAAAUAAGUAUGGGCGUCUAUCCAGGGACAAGAAAUUUCAAAGGUACUUGGCACGAGUUACUGACAUUGAAGCUACAGACACCAAUAACCCCAAUGUCAACUAUGGGAUCGUGGUGGACUGUGGGAGCAGUGGGUCUCGAAUAUUUGUCUACUGCUGGCCAAGGCAUAACGGCAAUCCACAUGAUCUGUUGGAUAUCAGGCAAAUGAGGGAUAAAAAUCGAAAGCCAGUGGUCAUGAAAAUAAAACCUGGCAUUUCAGAAUUUGCUACCUCUCCAGAGAAAGUCAGUGACUACAUUUCUCCACUUUUGAACUUUGCUGCAGAGCACGUGCCACGGGCAAAACACAAAGAGACACCUCUCUACAUUCUCUGCACAGCUGGAAUGAGAAUCCUUCCUGAAAGCCAACAGAAGGCCAUCCUGGAAGAUCUUCUGACCGAUAUCCCUGUGCACUUUGACUUUCUGUUUUCUGACUCUCAUGCAGAAGUAAUUUCAGGGAAACAGGAAGGUGUGUAUGCUUGGAUUGGCAUUAAUUUUGUACUUGGACGAUUCGAGCAUAUUGAGGAUGAUGACGAGGCAGUUGUGGAAGUUAACAUUCCUGGUAGUGAAAGCAGUGAAGCCAUUGUGCGUAAAAGAACAGCAGGCAUUCUUGACAUGGGAGGCGUGUCAACUCAGAUAGCCUAUGAAGUCCCCAAAACUGCUCCACCUUCUCAGCCCAGGAGAAAGACAGAAGGAAGAAGGCAGACCUCAGCUAAGCCCUGUGUUUGUUCAUUGAAAUCAGCUGGUUUGUUUGCUGAGGAAGUAGCUAAGAACUUACUAGCUGAAUUUAACUUGGGAUGUGAUGUUCACCAAACUGAGCAUGUGUACCGAGUCUAUGUGGCCACAUUUCUUGGAUUUGGUGGCAAUGCUGCUCGACAGAGAUAUGAAGACAGAAUAUUUGCCAACACAAUUCAAAAUAACAGGCUCUUGAGUAAACAGACUGGUCUGACUCCAGAUGCGCCGUACCUGGACCCCUGCUUACCCCUAGACAUUAAAGAUGAAAUACAGCAAAAUGGACAGACCGUAUACCUACGAGGAACUGGAGACUUUGACCUGUGUCGAGAGACUGUCCAGCCAUUCAUGAAUAAAACAAACGAGACACAGACUUCCCUCAAUGGAGUCUACCAGCCCCCAGUUAACUUCCAGAACAGUGAAUUCUAUGGCUUCUCUGAAUUCUACUACUGCACUGAGGAUGUGUUACGCAUGGGCGGAGACUACAAUGCUGCUACAUUUACUAAAGCUGCAAAGGAUUAUUGUGCAACAAAGUGGUCGAUCUUACGGGAACGCUUUGACCGAGGACUGUAUGCCUCUCACGCUGACCUCCACAGGCUUAAGUAUCAGUGCUUCAAAUCUGCCUGGAUGUAUGAAGUGUUUCAUAGGGGCUUUUCGUUUCCUAUCAACUAUAAAAACUUGAAGACUGCCUUGCAAGUUUACGACAAGGAAGUUCAGUGGACGCUAGGAGCAAUCCUAUACAGGACCCGCUUUUUACCCUUAAGAGACAUCCAGCAGGAGGGUUUCCGGGCCAGUCAUGCUCACUGGCGGGGCGUCUCCUUUGUCUACAAUCACUACCUGUUCUCUGGCUGCUUCCUGGUGGUCCUCCUGGCCAUCCUGCUCUACCUGCUGCGGCUCCGGCGUAUCCACUGGCGCACUCUGCGCCCCGGCUCCGCCGCUGCGCUCUGGAUGGAGGAAGGCCUCCCCUCCCAGAAGGCUCCAGGCACCGUGUGAACCCAGUUGGACCUCCAGGAAGACUCAAGGAAAAGCCAUUUUUGCCUCAGGGUUUCUCAUCUUUAUUUUCCUGUGGUUUUGUUUUUCCUUUUCCUUUUUGUUCCUUAUAAAGCAAAAUCCAUUGUUUGUAAGCCUUGCUGUCCAUUUAGCUGUUUUGAUCACAGCUUUAAAUUGAGGAAUAGGGAAAAGGGGACAUUCACUUGAUUUUUUUCUGUGUAGGACAUCUGCCAAAAGCUAACACAAUUUUGUGGGUUUUUUUAAGGUACAUUAAAUUUUAAACAGAUGCACUUUGAUGUUGGAAAGACAUGGAAAUGAUGUGUUCCGUCAGUAGAGACAGGACAAAAGAGUGAUACUUUUAUAAAACCAAAACUUAUUGACUGAAAUGAUCACCUUUUUCUCUAUCUUGAAAACUCUAAAUAGACAGUGAUGUUUAAUUUUUAUUUAUUGUUCAGGUCUGUAAUUAUUAUGUUUUCUUUUCAGGUUUAAAAAUUUAAAACCAUUUAUAUCCAAAAUAAAGUAAUUUAGGCACCUGGAGGUAACCAUUUUUAAAAUUUAUACUGAAGAGAUGUGGAAAAUGUGACCUAUUGAGCUUUGUGUAUGUGUAUGGAAAACGCUCAUGAACCAGAAUGAGGGAAUGCGGUGCCGGUUCUUGUAAAAACAUGCUUCAAACCAGGCGUGGUGGCUCAUGGCUGUAACCCUCUUACUCUGGGAGGCCGAGGUGGGUGGAUUGCUGGAUUGCUUGAGCUCUGAAGUUCAUGACCAGCCUGAGCAAGAGCAAGACCUUGUCUCUACUAAAAAUAGAAAAAUAGCCAUGCAUAGUGGUGCAUGCCUGUAGUCCCAGCUACUUGGAGGCUGAGGCAAAAGGAUUGCUUAAACCUGAGAGUUUCAGGUUGUUGUGAGCUACAAUGACGCCAUGGCACUCUACCCAGGGUGACAGAGUGAGACUGUCUUUUAAGAAAAAAAACACAUAUACUUUGGAAUUUACAAUUGCAUUACAUUUAGAAAAAUCCCCAUUACUGUCAUAUUUUCUUAACCAUAGGUAAUCACAUUCUUUAUCUGAUAUUUCAGUGACCUUAGAAUAUUUUGUUUUUGAAAGAAUUGGAAAAUUCAUUAAGUCUCACUGGUUUUAAUUAUAUUAGAACUAGAGCUAACUUCCAGUCAUUUCACUGUUUCUUACAAAUACACUUCUGUUUGUGUAAUUGUGCUCCAAUUUCUCCCAACUUCAAGCCGGUAUCCUCUCUCCCCAGUCUCUUAGUUAAAAGUUGUCUCAGCAAUUUGAUUUGGGAAACACAUAGCUUGAUAAAUUCUCUUUAUUAUUGCUGUUGCUGAGGCUGUGGUUGGCAAUGCCACUCUUAAUCCAGACUGAGGGAAGAGUCUGAUCUAAGAAAAACUCACAUUUUGAAAACAACAAAUCUGACAUUAUAAGCAAAAACCUAAAAAGGACAACAGAACUGGUAUAUGUGAAAUUGGUUGUUUUUUACCCAUUCCUUUAGUUUAGAAGUUUCAGGAAUUCUCAUAUUUUUUUUUAGGUGAAGUUCUUUUUGUGUGAAUGUGUAUGUGUGUGUGCAAUGUGUGUAUGCACAUGUGUGUACAAAUGUACUGUUUCCUAACUCCAGAACAGUUAAAUUCACAUAUUUGGUUGCAAAUUGGUGCCCUAAGUGGGAUCCCUACUAUAAUAGAUUUCUGAAGUUUGUGGAAGAACCUUGGAACUAGGUAAUGGGCAGAGACUGGAAGAGCAGGCUAAAAGAGGCCUGUUUUGCUGUGAACUGAUUAUUAAGGGUGAGUCUGGUAAGGACUUACAAGAAAAGACUGAGGAAAGUCUGCCCCAGGUAUAGCUUGACCUGCCGCUCCAGAAAUACAGGCCAUAACUUUGGUGGCAUCCAAGGCUUCUAAUUCUGGAGACAAGAGCUGUGGGGGCAUAGGUCCCUCCACCUAGAUUUCCAAGGAUGUUGUGGAUAACUAGGGGGCCCAGGUGGAGACUCAUCACAAGCGAAGUAGUCCAGUCAGGGUCAGUUCUAGAACAGGUGCCUUGGGCCUCGGGGUCUUGUGGUGCUCCAGGACGUUCUACCCAUCUGACUGAAUGCACCUCAUGCUUGAAGUCCUUAAGAAAGCGAGUGAGCUUCUGGCUCUGUAAGGAGUUGGUCUUGGCCAUCCAACUCCCACCUCUCCUAGCCAAAGCCUUGGUUCUUUGGUAGAAACUGCAGGGAGUUUGGGGCCAAGCCACAAGAGGUCAGCAGUUGGACAGGAGGAGGGAAAGGAAAGGGCUGCAAAGGGGCCCUUUGAGAGAAGGUGGAUGGGCACCCAAAGGAGUUGGUAGGGGUAACCCUUCUUCUGGGUCUGGACAUGAAGAAACGUUAGGGCAUAAACAUCAGUGACCCAAAACAAGGGUUAAGAAAAACUUCACUGCUUGAACUGUAAGGAAGGGGUAGAUUUUCAAUUUUAAAAGAAAAGUUGGAAGAAUUUGCACCUGACACCAUAUGUGACCUAUAAAGCCUAAAUUAUUCACAGAAAAAGUUUCCUAGCCCUUGGAAGAACAGCCUGGUUCAAGAAGACAGUAGCAUACUCUUAAUCCAGGAACAUAGUUACCAUUUGUGGGCAUAAAAAAGUGGGCAAGAGAAAUAACCGAACUUAAGUCUUAAAAUACUUGUUUAUGCAGAAUUUCACCUCUUACUUUUGAUUCUAGAUUACUUUCAAGAUGAGUUUUCUAGCAAACUAGGAAACCUAGUCUCUGCAAAAUAAAAUUUUAAAAGUUCUAUUGAAGGGAGCCCAUCAUGUUGUGUUGAGAUGUCUGCAGUCACAGCACAUUGCAUUUCAGAGGUAGCCUCACGUAGUUCCUCACAACUCUGUACAUGCCACAGAAGAGACUGCUAGGUGCUGCGUCUGAGUGGUGCAAGGUAGGUGAGAGGCAGGCGAAGAGGAGCUUAAUUCAAGAGGUGAAGGAUUCAUCUCUAGAGCUGACCAGGGAGGCAGUAAACUGUGUCCUUGAAAUAAAAGACAGGCCAGGUGGGGUGGCUCAUGCCUGUAAUCCUAGCACUCUGGGAGGCCAAGCCGAGUGGAUUGCUUGAGCUCACAAGUUCUAGACCAGCCUGAGCAAAAGCGAGAACCCAUCUCUACUAAAAAAAUAGAAAAACCAAGGCAAGAGGAUUGCUAGAGCCCAAGAGUUGGAGGUUGCUGUGAGGUAUGAUGCCAUGGUACUGUACCCAGGGCUACAGCUGGAGACUGUCUCAAAAAAGAAAAGAAAAGAAGAAACAAAAGACAUUGGACUGGGAACUUGCUGAAAACACUCUGUGUUAAGCACUGCACAGUAACUUCUUACGUUGCAUGGCCAUGUUGUGUGCUUCUCCUUACACCUCCAGGGAAUGCUCUCAGGAUUUUACAGCCCCUUUGACAUCACAGAGGAAGAAAACACAUGGAUUUUUGGCCCAUUUUUACCCUUAAACUACUAGUGUUAGGCAGUGCUUUUGGACCUGGGGGUAAGUUGAAAAUGCUGCUAGCAACCCAGAGGCUCUGCCUGGCCACCCUGAAGACUGAGCGCUUCUGUGCAUUCUAGAGUGACCAACUCUCAGUGAACAGAUGUUUACAUCUUGAACUCAGGCCAACGUGGCAUAGUCUUCCUUAUGAGGAGCGUGUGUCACCUAGCAAGAAACUAGAAAAGGCAGAUGGGUUUUCCAAGCUUUAAAAAACAUCAGCUUUCGAGUUCUGUGCAAUCAAGUGCAGUGCAGCAAAAACUACCUUGAAGUGAGUUAUUUAUUUCAGUGUUUUGUUUCUUACAACUUUAAUUUUCCCUUUGAAUGAUGAAUGAUUCAUUGUUCUGUUACUAAAAAAUAUAUUUUCCAGUUAGGAAUUAUAAGAACUAAGGGAGAAUUUUUAAUUUUUUUUUGUUGUAAGUGAUGUUUUCCAUUUGUAGGAAUCCUCUUGGAAGGUCAUUGUGGUGGUGUGUCAUUUGCUGUACGUGGCAGCCUCACAUUGCCACAUGUGCACAUGGAUGGUGUUGAAAAUCAAUAAAAUGAAAUUUCAUCUG
This is a messenger RNA of Nycticebus coucang (slow loris), 6195 nucleotides long. It is a transcript of the gene ENTPD4, whose product is annotated as ectonucleoside triphosphate diphosphohydrolase 4. Gene Ontology annotation, biological process: nucleoside diphosphate catabolic process. Bases 252 to 2174 code for a protein of 640 amino acids. NCBI's taxonomy places the organism in Eukaryota, Metazoa, Chordata, Mammalia, Primates, Lorisidae. Gene Ontology annotation, cellular component: membrane. The transcript has 14 exons. Gene Ontology annotation, molecular function: nucleoside diphosphate phosphatase activity. The record is from RefSeq and is a predicted model, not a curated record.